UAAAUUGUAUCAUUUGAUUUCAAUUCAUUACGGUUUGUUUGUUUAUUGUUAGAUUAUCUCUAAUCAUCUUGUGUUUCAAUGGAUCCAUAUGACUCAGGAAAAUGCGUGCUUGUUUCCGGAGAGAGUUUAUCUCAAAUCCAAUGCGAUUCAAGUCAAAAUUAUCAAUCAAUUAUAUCAUCUCAAUCAUCAUCAUCCUCAUCCUACGCCUGUAAUCACCAAGAUGAACUAUUGGCUAUUGCAUUGAAUCUUAAAGCAGGUAUUGAUCAUCUCCGGACCAAUUUGGACAUGUUAAAAAGUGAAGCGACUGCUGAUAAAUUUUUAGUUUUAAUCGAUCAAUUUUCCAACCAUAUUGAACAUGUUAGUGUGGCAAUGGGCAAAGAGAUUAAGCGUAUUGUACAUUUGAAUGCUACGUUUAACAGAUCAAGUUCUUUUGCUAUUCCUCAGAGACAACUUAUUUUGGGCCUUAAUCCGGUGACAAGAUCAUUAUCAUCUACUAAUAAAAUGGUUUUCAACUAUCCCAAAGCACGUCGAGAUGAAUCAGUCAUAGAAACUCUUCAUGGAAUUCAGGUUAAAGAUCCUUACCGCUGGCUAGAAGAUCCCGAAUCAGAAGAAACCAAAAACUUUGUCCAUGAGCAAAAUAAGAUAUUUCAAGCUUAUAUUGCAAAAUGCGAUGUGAAAGAUAAAAUCAAUGAAAGACUCAAAGAUUUAAUGGACUACCCAAAAUAUUCAUGUCCUUUUAAACGUGGCUCACGGUACUUUUUCCGAAAAAAUGACGGUUUACAAAAUCAGAGUGUCCUUUACAUUCAAGAUUCUUUGGACUCUGAGCCUAAAGUCUUUUUUGACCCAAAUACGUUAGACAAAGAUGGCUUGGUUUCAUUGAGUUUUACUAAUUUCUCUCUUGAUGGGGAAUGGCUUUCUUACGGUCUUGCUGAUGCUGGUUCAGAUUGGAGACGCAUUAAGAUUCGGAAAGUAGACACUGGAGCCGAUGCCGAUGAAACAGUAUACUUUUGCAAGUACUCUCAAACUUCUUGGACUCAUGAUAACAAAGGCUUCUUCUACUCGCGCUACCCAAAAUUGGCUGAUACUUUCGAUGGCUCAGAAAAUGUUAAAUGUGUCGAUCAUAAAAUGUACUACCACAAAGUUGGCACACCCCAAGAAAAUGACGUUCUUGUUGUUGAAUUUCCUGAAUACCCCGAAUGGGUCAUCAAUGGGUUGGUCAGUGACUGUGGAAAAUAUCUUUUUGUCUUCGUUGCAGAAACAUGUCAAAAUACUGCUCUUUAUUAUGCACACUUAGAUAACGAUAUCAAAGGAAAACUCGAGCUUAAACCUAUUGUUACCAAAUUUGAAGCUGAAUAUGAUUUUAUUGCAAAUGAUGGGACUACUGUUUAUUUCAAAACUAACCGUAAUGCCCCCAAUUACAAAAUUAUCAAGUUGGAUCUAAAUGACCCCGAUGAAAAAAACUGGAUUGAAAUAAUUCCUGAACAUGAAAAGAAUGUUUUAAAUUCAGCAAUUUGUGUAGAUAAUGACAAACUCAUAACUAUCUACACCGAAGAUGUAAUUGAUGCUAUACAAUUUCGCACCCUCAAAGAUGGAAAUAUAAUCUUCAAGCCUAAGAUUCCUGUUGGCUCAAUCGGCACAGUUACUGGUAAAAGAUAUCAGAGUCAAGUUUUCUUCGAUCUCUCAAAUUUUCUCACUCCUGGUAUGAUCUUCAAAUAUGAUUUUAAUGGAGAUUCGGAUAUUUCUGUGUUCCGAGAAACACUUUGUAAGGGUUUCGACAUGUCAAAAUUUGAAGUGAAACAAAUUUUUUAUUCAUCUAAAGAUGGUACUAAAGUUCCUAUGUUCAUAGUGCAUAGUAAAGACUUUGAAGCAAAUGGUGAAAGCCCAUGUCUCUUAUAUGGUUAUGGAGGAUUCAAUAUAACUCUAUCGCCAUUCUUCUCCCCAGUCCGCUUACUAUGGGUUCAAAACUUUAGAGGUGUGUUUGCAGUCGCUAAUCUUCGUGGUGGAGGAGAGUAUGGUGAAAAAUGGCAUGAAGCUGGUGUUCGAGAUAAAAAACAAAAUGUUUUUGACGAUUUCAUUGCUGCUGCAGAGUAUCUCAUUGAUAAUAAAUACACCAAUAAGAAAAAGAUUGUAAUUGAAGGUGGAUCAAACGGAGGUUUAUUGGUCGCUGCCUGUUCAAACCAACGACCUGAUCUUUUCGGUGCCACAAUCUGUCAAGUGGGUGUUCUUGAUAGUCUGAGGUUCCAUAAGUUUGGAAUUGGAAAAUUGUGGACUAGUGAUUAUGGGCAUCCAGAGAAUGAAAAUGAUUUCAAAGCUCUAAUCAAGUACUCUCCUCUGCAUAAUAUACCUGCUGCAAGUGAUGUUUACCCUAAAAUUUUGCUCUUGACUGGAGAUCAUGAUGAUCGUGUCGCUCCACUCCAUACUUUAAAAUUUGUUGCUGAAUUGCAACAUUCUCUAAAUGUAAAAGAGAUUCCUCUUUUAACUCGGGUUGAAGUCAAUGCUGGGCACGGAGCUUCCACCCCAGUCAGCAAACAGAUUGCGGUACGAACGGAUAUUUAUUGCUUUCUCAAGAUAGCACUUGAUUUACCAUACUAUGAAUAACUUUUGUUCCCUUCAUAAUGCAUAUUUUUUCUCUAUAAUUUCCAUUUCACUUUAUAUGUUUAAAUGAACAUUUGAUAUUCUUUUGAGUUAAAAUUUUCAUAAUAUCAAGCAUAAAAAGACAUUUUUAUUGUU
Tetranychus urticae (two-spotted spider mite) is the source of this 2730-nucleotide messenger RNA. The record is from RefSeq and is a predicted model, not a curated record. Lineage: Eukaryota; Metazoa; Arthropoda; Arachnida; Trombidiformes; Tetranychidae.